Molecule: messenger RNA, 4870 nt
Organism: Syngnathoides biaculeatus (alligator pipefish)
Lineage: Eukaryota; Metazoa; Chordata; Actinopteri; Syngnathiformes; Syngnathidae
Product: mitochondrial ornithine transporter 1-like
Exons: 11
Coding region: 2009-2917 (302 amino acids)
Biological process (GO): mitochondrial L-ornithine transmembrane transport
Molecular function (GO): L-ornithine transmembrane transporter activity
Source: RefSeq, a predicted model, not a curated record
UAUAAAAGGCAACAUGGGGCAUUUGUGAGUCUUUUCUUGACUGUUUUGCAACAUUCCCAUUUCGACUGCCGCUGAAACUUUUGAAGGCAUUAGCAAGACUUGAGGUUUUUAAUCCCGGGCUCCACCAGAUGGUAUUUUGCAAAGAUCACAGCCUGACAAGCGGUCGGCUCUUUUGCUUUGCUUUGGUUUUUACUUGCUGUUGCACGUCGGACGAGAUACGUUUUCUUUCCUGGGCCCCCGGGAGCCAUUAGUAGGAGUAGUUAAGGAGGCCGAAUACUGAGAUUUGGAGGCCGUCCGUACUCAUUUGCAGUCAAACGGAGAAUAACUGGUGUCAGUAACUCUUUCAGCAUCAAACAGAUUUUCAUACAGGCAACAUUAGCGUUUUGUUUUGAUAACAAAAAGGGGAGCGAGUUCAAUGAAAACCUCCCAAAAAUACUGCAAAUGGCGACCGACUGAACGUUUUUGACAGUAAAUCAACUUUCCCAAAAUUUCAAUACGCACCGCGCUCGAUCGGAGUUCCGAGUAGACGAAAGCGCACGGCGUGAACAAAUCCAUCCGCUGCAUCAAUAUUUAGAGUCACAUGAGACCUGCACGUUGGCCACAAUUUGUUUGUCAGGUGGUACUUGUUGUACUCAAUGCUGUGUUUGCACAUUUUAUGGUACAUACGUGUACCGUUGAACUUUGCUCCUGUGCAAAUUCUCAGACAGAUUGCAUCAAUUCGACCGCAUUUUACUGUCACCUGCAAGGGAGGGGGGCGGGGGGGGGGGGGUUCCCCAUACCAGUAUCAUAGGACGUAACAAAAACACGGACAUAUUGAGAAGGAAUUUCCUAUUGCAUCAAUGGAAAUGAUGUCGACGGAUCUGCCUGGACUGCAAAUUAGGAAAAUCCGCGGAUAAUUCAUUGAAAGACGUUUUUAUGAUUGCAUUGAGGGAGGGUGUCACUUACUUGAUAAAUCGGGGCAUGGGGAGAGAAAACAUUCCACAAAAUAUACAGACGAUUAGUUUGAAAACUUGAAAGAAAAAAAAAAUCCAUUUUGUUAUGAAAAACAAAACAUUCAAAUGAUACAAAAACAAUAUUGUUACUUUUGUUACUAGAAAACACUUCACGAAAUAAACAGCAGAGGGAGCUCGACAAAUGCGUAACAAAAUAAGCGGAAGUUUGGCGUUCGAGACUUUCACAAUACUACUUUCCCCCCCCCCCCCCAUGUCAAGGAAAUUAAUGGAAACAUGCGGCUCCAUAUUGGUUUGAGUUAAUAUAAUGUGACGAAAUACGAACGCCCGUCCAAUGAAAGUCCAUUCCAAGAGUAGACGGGCGUUGUCGCUCAGUACCUGGAAGAUGGAGCAAAGUGUGGGACCACAUUGAAGAUAUAACGCAGCAUCCUCCAGUCUUGUUCGGAUGAGCGGCGGCGUCCUCCCUUUGACUCGGAAGACAAUAGGCCGGUGUGAGGAGGGGGGCGGAAGAUGUCGCAAACCAGGUCGGGUGCGCGCUAGCAUGCCGCACGUUAGCAACUGGAGCUAGCCGGCAAGUUAGCUACGGGGCUAGCUAGCUAGCUAGCCAGCCAGCCAGCCAGCAUCAGCAAGUCGCCGGGUCGACGUCAGCCGCGGAGUGGAAGAGCUCCAUCGGAGGUAUGCAAAUACUCAAUCGAUACCAUAUCUACCGCCGGUGAUUUCAGCACCGUGUCAUUGCAGAAAUGAAAAAGGAAAUAAAAAUCACUUUCCUCCGUUUUACAUCGCUAAGUGAGUCUCCAAGCGGCCUACUAGAAAUCGACGUUUUCUGCACAAGAAGUCCACUACCUGCUGCUGCUGCUGCUGGUUUAUGUUAGCCGAUCAAGUCCAAACUAGUGCAGGUUUAACCUAACCCUUUCUCACUUUAACGCGUUCAAGAAAUGUGCCGAGUACGCCGUUACAGUAUGGCGAAGGUUCCAACGGCGCCAUCUUGUGUGUCACAGGGGUCAGAGAACACAGGUGCCUGACGGGAAGCCAAAGCCGCUGUGGCAAUUUUGGACACGAUGGCGCCUCACGCUGCGGUUCAGGCCGUCAUCGACCUCUCUGCGGGCGCCAUAGGGGGCGCCGCGUGCGUCUUGAGUGGACAACCGCUGGACACGGCCAAGGUGAAGAUGCAGACCUUCCCCGCGCUCUACCGGGGCUUCGUGCACUGCAUCACGUCUACCUACAAACAAGUCGGCAUUCGGGGCCUCUACCGGGGAACCUCGCCGGCUCUGAUGGCCAACAUCGCCGAGAACUCGGUGCUCUUCAUGAGCUACGGCUUCUGCCAGCAGCUCAUCCGCGUCGCGGCGGGAACGCGCGCCGACGCCGCGCUCAGUGACGUGCAGAAAGCGUGCGCCGGCUCGGCGGCGUCCGUCUUCUCUUCGCUGGUUCUCUGCCCGACGGAGCUGGUCAAGUGUCGUCUGCAAGCCAUGUACGAAAUGGAGGCCACGGGCAAGAUUGCGAGGAGUCAGAACUCGGUGCGGUCCGUGGUCAAGUCCAUCAUGAAGAGCGAAGGUCCCCGAGGCUUCUUCCAGGGCCUGAGCACCACCGUCGCCAGAGAGGUCCCCGGCUACUUCUGCUUCUUUGGCGCCUACGAGCUGUGCCGCAGCGCCUUCGCCGAAUACAUGAAGUGUGGAAAAGACGACAUAGGCGUGGCGCCCGUUGUUUUCAGCGGGGGCUUCGGAGGGGCUUGUCUCUGGCUGGCGGUCUACCCCAUGGACUGCGUCAAGUCUCGGAUUCAGGUCAUGUCCAUGACGGGCAGACAGGGCGGCUUUUUGAAAACCUUUUGGCUCAUCGCACGCAGCGAAGGUGUCGGCGCGCUCUACUCCGGUCUCACCCCCACCAUGGUGCGCACCUUCCCUGCUAACGGCGCACUUUUCCUGGGCUACGAGGUCAGCCGCAAGGUCAUGAUGAAGCGGUUCGACGGCUGACUCGCACGAGCGAGGGAGGAGCGGCCGCGCCGACGCAUUCGGGCCGCCAACUCCCGCCGGUGUGGCGUUCGAGGACGUGCCGCGUUUGAGUUUAUUCGUCAAGAAAAUCGCCGGGUUGCGGACCCUUGUGGACGCGCUUUUCGCUCAGCUCCCGCAGCUGCUCCGGAUUCUCCGGAGCCGAAGCGCGGACGGCUUGUGGCCCGCUUCCGUCCUGCUGCAACUUUACGCCUCGUCUGGACCGGUCCUGUUCGCCGUGGCGCACGACUUCCCGCUUUUGAAUUUCGUUUGUGUCGGUUGACGGGGUUUUCGGUGGUCCUGCUGGGCUCUCGCGAGUCAUCUCAGCCGUGGGCUCUUCCAGUUUGCCAGCAACAAUUUUGAGCAAGGCAGGAAGGAACUUUCACACGGGCCACAGCUGUCCGCCACGUCCGUUUUGCCGUCCUGCGCAGCCUCUCUGGGCCUUGCCUUCACUUCGCUACAGACAUGUUUUGGGGGUUUUUUUUUUUAGGGGGGGCGGGGGCACUAAUUGUGUUUGCUGAACUUUGCUCUUUGCAGGACUCGGGCAAGCCUCUGGCGACCGCGGGCUACCUCGCGUCGGCCUGCGUCUUGUUGGCUCAGGUCCUCCUCGGCGGGAGCGAAAAAAGAACCGAGCGAAAGACGGAGGACGGAGAAAAGCAGGCCCAGUCCCGAAGAAUCCGAAGAACUGGCACGCCGGCGCCGGAAGAACGGCGACACCGGCCCAAAACCUCGGCAGCGUGCAGCAGACGUGGCGACCGCUAGGACGGCUUUACAAUGACCCCCCCCCACCCCCCUUCAAAUUGGAUUCAUACUAGAAAAGUGUUGCCCUGUCACUUGCACAAUAUCAGCAGGCCUGUGACAUUUUUUCCGUGUCUCAGUAUCACGUGGGAGGUGGGGGGGGGGCAGCAUCAUGUGACCUCUAACUUCAUUGUCAUUCCUAAAAUAGCCCAAAGUAGAAUGAAAUCAUAAGAUUGGGGGGGGGGGGGGGGCAAAACAUCCACGACAUCCUCGGCUCAAAAGGUGAUUUAUUUGUUUGUUUUGUUCCUUCCGUGUACACAAAAAGUCAAUCGAGGCCUCGCGUCCGAUUCCAAUUGGGCAAAAAAUUUCAAGUACAGUGCAUAACUACAAAGUGCUGCGGCGCUCAUAUUGGACACGCCAAAAACAUUGAUUUUAUACAACAUUCUCUCCAGUGUUUUGCUCAUAUCACAAAGGACGUUUGGAAAUGUAACAGGCAAAUAAGCCAGUGUCGAGAAUAAUAAUAAUAAUUGUCAUCAAAGCUCUACUUUUUCAUUCGAGCUGAGCAGCGUCUGCAAAUAUUUGGACGUUUUCUUAGAUUUUCUUGUCAAGUCAAAUGCAUUCAAAAUCAAGACUUGAUGUACUUCACACUUAUUAAAAUGGUUUUACCUAAAAAAAAAAAAAAAAAAAAAGUUUAAAAAAGCAGCAAAGCAGCGGCAGAAGCACAAUUUCGCGAAUGUUUUAAAUCUUGCUACAUGAAUGCUCAUUACACAGAAACUGUACAGGAGAUUAGAGUCAACCUCCACCCCCAAAAAAAUGUUUCAGAACAAAGAAAAAAAAUACACAAAAUAAUGUGUGCAUGUUUUCUGGCACCAAGUGGAACAUUGAAGUGGGGGUGGGUGGGUGGGUGGGGGGCGCGAAUCCAUGAUUCACAUGCGUUUGUUCGUUCACUUUGUCCAUACUGUCCUGUAUGUAAUUGACAAUUAUGAGAAAACUAAGUACUCCAUAUAAAUGAUUUUACGUUUUUAAAUACGGACUUGGUUGGAACCAGUGGGAUUCUUUGGGGGGGGGGGGGGGGCAUUGAACUCUCUGCAACACCAAAAGUGGCGCGUGGGCUCAAUUUGGACAUUCCAACGGUCGGCCGGGGAGUGCUGAACAUCGCGCAACACUUUUCACUUCCUUUUUCCCUUUUUUUUUUUUUUU